AAGAAAGAUAAGAAGAAGAAGAAGAUAAGUACUAAGUAGUUUGGUUGUAAUUUUGUAGCCUUGAAUGUGAAAUAUAAGUUCGUAAAAUUAUUUUUAUUUUACUUAUUGAAUCAUGGAACAUAAUUAUGAAAAAGAACCGUGCACUACGAACAUACUUAACAAAAAAAUCUCAUACCAGAAUAAAAAUUUUAAGGAUAUUCAAGAAGUCACAGUAAAAAAAAAUGUUAAUGUUGAUGAUGAAGAAGAUGAUGUUGAUAUUGAUGAAGAAAAUCAAAUGAUGCCUGCUAAUAUGUGUUUAAUGGUAGAAAAUACAUUGUGUGAUAAAAAAGAAAGUGAAUGGGUAAUUGAUGAAGAUAGUGAUCAUUCUAUUGAUGAAGAUUUAGAUAUCUCAUCUUCUAAAGUAUAUAGGGGAGAUAAGAAAAUUAAUUCAAAAACACUAGAGUUAGAUACUCAAAAAAUAAAAAAUUCUACUUCAGGUUCUAAAAUUAAUGAACCAAUUUCCAAUAUCAAACAAACUAAAGAAGAAUCAUAUUUAUCAUCUGCAAAAAUGAUUAAACAACUACAACAUGUAACUAACUCAACAUUGAAUGACUUAUAUCGCCCAUCAUGUUCAACCAACACAACUAGUCCAUCCUGCUCAACUAGUUUACCUGGUCCAUCAACUUCAACCAGCAUGCCUGGUCCAUCAUAUUCAACCAGCAUGUCUAGUCCAUCAUAUUCAACCAGUUUACCUGAUCUAUCUCGUAUUUUUCUUCCGGAUCAUAUACUUAGUUUAUUUUAUGAUGAUUUAAAUGAUGCUAUUUUGACUAAGGAUAAAGAAUUACAAAUACAUCUUUUAGCUAGUUUUUAUGAUAAAUUAUUUUUGAAUGAUUUUGAUGAAAAGGAGAAUAGUGAACUAAAUCAAGAUAUUAAGAUAUCAAAUAUAGAAAAUUGUGAUUAUACUCAACAUUAUUUAUUAGAAAACACUAAUUUCAAAAAUACUGAUGAAGAACCAGAAAUAGAAAAUACUGAAUGUUUUGUAGAAGAUCCAGAUAUUGUUAACCCUGAUAUAAUGUACAAUAUUAAUCUUAAUGAAUAUUAUAAUCAAUUGGAUCUUUUAGCUUUAAAAGUUAUAAAAACACCUGAUGACCCUACAGGAUUAGUUGAAUACAAGCAAUUGCCUCCUUUUCCUCAACCUGAAGAGACACGUAAAAAGUUUACUACAAAUGAACGUUUUAGAUUUGCAAAUGGCAUUUCAGAAUGGGAGUAUCAAAUUGAUCGUGAUGAUUGGAAUAAAAUAAUGGUAAAACGAGCUGUUGUAUUCACAGCCCAUGCUGGAUUUAGUAUAGCAAAUGAAGAGAGCUUAUAUGUUUUAGCAGAUGUAGCUAUUGACUAUGUAAAAAAAUUGGCUGUUAUUAUGAAAAAACAUUUUGAUAUUCAAGCAGAUAGUCCAUGUCCAGAUAAUAUUGAUCCAAUUAAUAAUAGUCUUCAAGAGAUCGGUGUUAAAGGUGGUGUAAAAGAAUUGAUUGAACAUUUUGAAAAUGAUGUUUUUGGUAGACGUAACAAGCUUGUAAAGAAAUGUCAACAUUUGAAAAAACUUAUUGAUCGGCAAGUCGUCAAUAUAAUUAAAACUCAAAAUGUCAUUCCAGAAGAUAUGGAAGAAGAAUACUCAACUAAUGAUAUAGAAGAAAAUUUUCUCUCAAAAGAAAUGGACAUAACAGAAGAAGAAAAAACUGAAAUUGAGUCUGGAAUUGAAGAAGUUAUAGUUGAAACUCAAUUUCCUACAGAUGAAAAUAUAUUCACAGAUUCUGAAAUUGAACAGAUAGAUUCUCUCUAUGUUGAUAAUACAGAUAUUGAAGUAAAGAUGGAUACUGGUAAAAAAAAUUUUGAAAAUAUCAAAAUUGGUUCGAUAGACUUUAAAGAUAGAAAAAUAAACAAUUCAAGAACUUCGGACACUUCUAAAGUAAUAGAAUUUGAUCUUUUAAAACCAUUAGAUAGUGUACCUAUAGAUUAUACAAAAUAUGGGCUUCCUGAUGAAAAGGAAAAACUUCCUGAGGAGAAAUACUCUUGUGAUUCAAAGAGUUAUCCCAAUCCUCCAAAAUCUGAAAAAACAUUAGACCUAGGAACUCCAAAAAAAGUAAUGAAAUACUUAUACUCACCAGUAGAAGUAUCACCAAGAGUACCACCACAAGUGAAGCCAGAGAUAUCUGUUGAAGAUGGUAAUUAUCUAGGACUUAGUAAAAUGGCAGAUCAAUUAGAUGAAGAUUUCAAUAAUUAUCAAGCUUCGUUCAUAGACGACAAUGUCCAAACAAUAUAUGUUCAUACAAUAUCUGAUACUGAUGAUCCAAUUUCGUUGAAUGAUGAUAAUGUUGAUAAUUCUGCAGAUAAUUCUAUUCAAAUUAUUCCUGUGGUUAAUGAAAAUGAUGACUCUGAUUCAAACAUUGAUUAUGAUAUAGUCUCUGUACAUUCUUUUAUUUAAAAUUUAAAUUUAAAUUGAUGGAAAAUUCUAUUAAUCAGUUAUUAACUUAACAUU
Melanaphis sacchari is the source of this 2512-nucleotide messenger RNA. RefSeq lists its product as uncharacterized. The transcript is spliced from 3 exons. The record is from RefSeq and is a predicted model, not a curated record. Bases 113 to 2458 code for a protein of 781 amino acids. NCBI's taxonomy places the organism in Eukaryota, Metazoa, Arthropoda, Insecta, Hemiptera, Aphididae.